Molecule: messenger RNA, 1224 nt
Organism: Daucus carota subsp. sativus
Lineage: Eukaryota; Viridiplantae; Streptophyta; Magnoliopsida; Apiales; Apiaceae
Product: B3 domain-containing transcription factor VRN1
Exons: 4
Coding region: 141-1016 (291 amino acids)
Molecular function (GO): DNA binding
Source: RefSeq, a predicted model, not a curated record
CUUAAAAGCUAAAAACCGUUUCUGUACUCUACAUAAAUGUUCAUUACACUCCCACAUAAACAUAACUAAAUGCUAAUGCCAUAACAUAUCAAGAAAUCAGAUAAGAAUCUUGUGCUUACCCAGUUCGAACCAAAGCAAAAAUGAAGCUCACUUCAAGAUCCGCUCAUCCGGCAAAGAAGCGAGGUUUUUUCAAGAUUAUUGUUUCCGAAAUCAGUCCCGAAAGUAAGCUUAUGAUUCCGAAAGAAUUUGUGAAAAAUCACAAAGAGAAGCUACGAGGACGCGUGCACUUGAAGGCCACCGGCAGUGCACCUUGGCCAGUGGAUGUGGUGAGAACAAAAGGCGAGGUCUGGUUGCAAAAUGGUUGGCCUGAGUUCGCAACAUUUUACUCGCUCUCUUUUGGUUCGGUGUUAGUUUUUGAGUCCUUCAAAAAAUCUAAAUUUCGAGUACGUGUGUUCGACCAAAGUGCAACUGAGAUAAACUAUCCUUUGAACCGUGAUCUAAGUCUUGAUGAUGGAGAAUCAGUACCCCAGGUGAGAAAAAGAGAGGCUGAAAUUGGUGGUUCAAGUAAGAAGACAAGAUCAAGUACUGAAGAAGCCUUCCAUGAUGAAUUAAAUUUGAAGCAAGAAGAAGCAAAUGGAGAUGGAGGUUCGGCAAGUAAAGAAGAGAUAGAGAGAGUAGUGAACUUGGCUGCGGCUUUUGAAUCUGAGAAUCCCUUUUUUGUUAUUAAUAUCAGACCGUCAUAUGUAAUUCGAAGUGGCGUGGAUGUAAGGAGAAGCUUCCUGGAGACUUACACAAAGUGGGAGAAAAGGGGCCAAGUCAUCUUUCGAGUUGGAAAUGAAACCUGGCCAAUUGGUUAUACUUUGUGUGGGGAGCGUUGUACUCUAAACACUAAUUGGAAGAAAUUUCUAAAAGACAAUUCACUCGAGGUAGAUGAUGUUUGUGUGUUUGAGCUGAUCGACCCUGCUAGAAAAUUGUUCAAUGUCAUCGUAUAUCAACCAAAGCGUGAGGCUGCCUGAUCUUAAUUUCUUGAUGAUCAUUGUUUGAUUUUGCUAUGCUAUUUGUGAUUUUGGUUUUGUUGUUCUGCUUUGCCAAAUUUAUGAAUGAAUCUUAAUAUGAAAAUUUAGCAAAAAAAUUUAUCAUGUAGUCGUGCUUAAACCGGGUUGUCAGAUAGAGAUUAGAGACUACUGGUGAAGUUUUAAUUUAAUCAAAGAUUUCUAAACGUUA